UUCGAAAUUACGAUACGUUAAUUUAAGUUACUUAAUUUAUUUUUUGAUAAAUAUAGAAAAUAUGAAUUUGACCUGCGUUAUAUGCGCUGAACUAUUUGUUCAGGCCGACGAUGUUCAUGCUACGCAUUGUGGCCACUUGUUUCAUCAAAUUUGCCUUAUUCAAUGGUUAGAAAGAUCAAAAACAUGUCCGCAAUGUAGGCAUAAGUGUUAUCAAAAGUCACAUCAUAAAAUUUACUUUAAUAUAGGCAAUUUAGAUACAAGUAAUAUAGAUAUUGCGUCUGUCCAACAACAGUUAGACGAUGCCAAGCUUCAAAACCAAUUAAAUUUGAAGGAACAGGAAAAACUCAAAAAGGAAAUUGAUGAUUUGAAGGGAACUAGGAAAAAGUGCUUGGAAACUAUUACAGCAUUGGAAUCAAAAUUGGAAAGCAAUAAAUUUGCUUUAUCACAAUUUGCCGAACAGGUUAAAGUAUUAAAAUGUGAAACAAAACUGGUUGAAACACAACGUAAUGAAAUAGAUGAAUUAAAGAAGCAAAUCCAACUAAUGGAAACUGUACAGAAAAUGAUAUCUUCAACAACAGCUGAAGUAGAGCAAUUAUUAGAACAGGAUUCUAGUUCUAAAAGCUUAGCGACAUGGGUAGUGUUAUUGAAAAAGGAAUUAAGAGCUUGCGAAUCUAAAAAAGCUGAUAUAAGAAACACUUUAAAAAGUGUUCAGCAUGAUCUUAGAAAGUCGUUAGAUGCCAAAAGAAACUUAGAAUCGAAACUAUCUGCUCUGGAAAGUGAAAAUUAUCAAUUAAACUCAAAAGUUGAGUCAUUAGAAAAACAGUAUUUAGUUGAAACCAGUGAUUGUAACAAUGAUAAAAAUUAUAAAACCAAAUCUGACUGCCAGUGUAAUAAAAAAAAUUCACUGAAUUUUGAAGAAAGUGUGAUUAAUUUUAAUGAAAACUCUCCUGGAAUUCUUAAAAAAGUAAAAGAAAUUGUAGAAUCUGAUUCGCCUUAUUUGAAUAUUAAGUCAAGUAGCUUAGGGUUGAAACCAAUAUUAAAAGUUGCAGAUCGUGUUCGACAUAAUAAUCUUAGACAACAGGAAAAAGUUUCUACUUUAAAUGAAGUAAAAAAACCUGAUAGCAUUUUUGAAACACAUAGCAAUUUAGCCUUAUUGAAAAAAAGUCGUAGUGAAGAUUUACGAGAUAAGUAUUCAAUAUUUAAAAAACCUCGCCUGAUAGAGCCAUCUACAACGAGUAAAUCAAUUUCAUCUUUGGACUGGAUGGUUCCAAAUGGGUUUGGUGGUUCUGAAAAAAGAAUGUUAAGCCCCACAAAACCGCUUUUAUUGGAUGAUGAAGCUAAAGCGAAAUUUAAUAAUGUUAAUAACCGUUUAAAAGCUGGUAAAUUAAGGAAAAUAUCAUCCGCUACCCAGUUAAACCAUGAUAAUACUUUAGAAAAAUUUAUCAAAAGGGUAUAAUCGUUGAUUUUUAAAAAUAUUUUAGCUUCCCUUAAGAGUUAAUUUAGUUAAAAUGUUAAAAUUCUAUUUAUUGUUUAAUUAUUGAUAUAAUAUAUUAUAACAAAUUGCAU
Messenger RNA from Condylostylus longicornis, 1566 nucleotides. RefSeq names its product E3 ubiquitin-protein ligase TRAIP (gene nopo). The record is from RefSeq and is a predicted model, not a curated record. The transcript is spliced from 8 exons. Lineage: Eukaryota; Metazoa; Arthropoda; Insecta; Diptera; Dolichopodidae. The coding region runs from base 62 to 1456 and encodes 464 amino acids.